Messenger RNA from Phialemonium atrogriseum, 4132 nucleotides. RefSeq names its product DNA-directed RNA polymerase II subunit RPB2. Gene Ontology annotation, molecular function: ribonucleoside binding; DNA binding. The record is from RefSeq and is a predicted model, not a curated record. Lineage: Eukaryota; Fungi; Ascomycota; Sordariomycetes; Cephalothecales; Cephalothecaceae. The transcript has 3 exons. Bases 91 to 3936 code for a protein of 1281 amino acids. Gene Ontology annotation, biological process: DNA-templated transcription. Gene Ontology annotation, cellular component: RNA polymerase II, core complex.
CGCCGCUCUCUUUCCCUGCGCAGAAUCAGAAUACGAGCCUCGGUUCGCGUAGAACACCAUCGAAUUUGGCGCGUUCGCCCUCCUGCCACCAUGGCCGACUACGAUCCGAGUUAUGGCGCUUCAUAUGAGGAUGACGAGUACGAGAAUGUGGACGGGCAAAACGGACUGGGCGGCGGAGACAAAGACGAAGACGAUUUGAUCGGCGCCAGCAUCACCCCCGAGGAAUGUUGGUAUGUCAUAUCGUCAUUCUUUGAAACCAAGGGUCUCGUGUCGCAGCAGAUAGAUUCUUUCGACGAGUUCACCACCACCACCGUCCAGUCGUUGAUUGACGAGUUUUCGCACCUGACACUUGACCACCCGAAUCCUACCGACAAUGAGGAUGUCGCCUUGCGGAGAUACGAAAUCAAGUUCGGGAACAUCAUGGUGUCGAAACCAACCAUCACCGAGGCGGAUGGCAAAACCACCAGCUUGCUUCCGUACGAGUGUCGCGACCGGAACCUGACCUACUCGAGCCCUCUGUACGUGAAGAUCUCCAAGCGGGUCCGUCUUGCCAUCAACGAGCCGAUCCCCUUGAACGAUCUCGACAGAGAGCAACAGGAACUCAUGGCGCGGACCGGCGAACACCCCACGACAAUCCGCUGGGAAGAUGAAAAGGCCGAGGACGAGUUGCAUGACAAGGACAAGGCCGAAGAGUUGAAGGAUAUGAUCUUCCUGGGGAAACUCCCCAUCAUGGUCAAGAGCAAGAUCUGCCACUUGAGGGACGAGGACGACGACGGACUCUUCCUCCUGAACGAGUGUCCCUACGACCAGGGAGGCUACUUCAUCAUCAACGGAAGCGAGAAGGUUCUCAUUGCUCAGGAACGCUCGGCAGCCAAUAUCGUCCAAGUAUUCAAGAAGCCGCCAAACGGCCCCAUCUCUUACAUGGCUGAAAUCCGCAGUGCUCUUGAAAAGGGCUCGCGUCUCAUCUCUUCCGUGGCGAUGAAGCUUCUGACCAAGGGCGAUCCUGGGACAGGAAAGAUUGCCAACACGAUCCGUUCAAGCUUGCCUUACGUGAAAGACGACGUUCCGAUCGUCAUCAUUUUCCGGGCCCUAGGCGUGGUGUCGGACGAAGAUAUUCUCAACCACAUCUGCUACGACCGAAAGGAUAGCCAGAUGUUGGAGAUGCUACGGCCGUGUAUCGAGGAAGCCUUUUGCAUCCAGGAUCGAGAGGUGGCUCUGGAUUAUAUUGGCAAGCGAGGAAGUGGCAUAGCUGGUGCGAACCGUGCAAACCGCAUAAGGGCGGCCCGGGACGUCCUGCAGAAGGAGCUGCUGCCUCACAUCUCGCAAAGCGAAGGCUGCGAGACGAGGAAGGCCUUCUUCUUGGGCUACAUGGUGCACAAACUCCUUCAGUGCGCACUCGGCCGACGAGACGUCGAUGAUCGCGAUCAUUUUGGCAAGAAACGACUCGACCUUGCCGGUCCUCUCCUUGCUAAGCUCUUCCGCAACAUUAUUCGCAGAAUGACGCAAGAUCUCACAAGCUAUCUCAAGCGCUGCGUCGAGCUGAACAAGAAUUUCUCCCUCACCUUGGGCAUGAAGCCUACCAAUCUUACCAACGCACUCAAAUACUCCCUUGCCACAGGAAACUGGGGAGACCAGAAGAAGGCCAUGUCCUCGACGGCCGGCGUCUCUCAAGUGCUCAACCGAUACACCUUUGCCUCUACUUUGUCUCAUUUGAGACGCACGAAUACCCCGAUCGGCAGAGACGGCAAGAUUGCGAAGCCGCGCCAGUUGCACAACACCCACUGGGGACUCGUCUGUCCGGCAGAAACUCCCGAGGGCCAGGCCUGUGGACUGGUCAAGAACCUGGCACUCAUGUGCUACGUCAGCGUCGGUACGCCAGCUGAGCCGAUCAUCGAGUUCAUGAUUGCCAGGAAUAUGGAGGUUCUGGAGGAGUACGAGCCGCUGAGAUACCCCAACGCGACAAAGAUCUUCGUCAACGGAACUUGGGUGGGCGUUCACCAAGAUCCCAAGCACUUGGUCAGCCUUGUCGCCGGCCUUCGCCGGAAGAAUGUGAUUUCGUUCGAAGUGUCGUUGAUUCGGGAUAUUCGCGACCGAGAGUUCAAGAUCUUCUCGGAUGCCGGCAGGGUAAUGCGGCCUUUGUUUGUUGUCGAACAAGAUGAGGAGAACGGGUCGGGAGCAAGGAAGGGCGAGCUUGUGCUCAAUUCCGAGCAUAUCAUGAGGCUCAGGCAAGACGAAGAUCUCGGGAGAUACCACGAAGAUUACUUUGGCUGGAAGGGUCUCCAGGAAUCGGGCUGCAUCGAGUACCUCGAUGCCGAGGAGGAAGAGACGGCCAUGAUCUGCAUGUCGCCAGAAGAUCUGGAGACUUACCGGGCGCAGAAGGCAGGCUUGGGGGACAUCGGCGAUGAGCGAGAUCCGGACAACCCUAAUAAGCGCAUCAGGACGAAGAUGAACCCGACCACACAUCUGUAUACCCAUUGCGAAAUCCACCCCAGCAUGCUUCUGGGAAUCUGCGCCAGCAUCAUCCCCUUCCCGGAUCAUAACCAGUCCCCUCGUAACACCUACCAGUCUGCCAUGGGCAAGCAGGCUAUGGGCUUCUUCCUUACCAACUACUCUCGUCGCAUGGACACAAUGGCGAAUAUUCUGUACUACCCGCAGAAGCCGUUGGCGACAACUCGAUCCAUGGAGUUUUUGAAGUUCCGAGAAUUGCCCGCCGGGCAGAAUGCCAUCGUGGCUAUCGCAUGUUACUCCGGAUACAAUCAAGAAGAUUCAGUGAUUAUGAAUCAGAGCAGCAUCGAUCGUGGGCUCUUCCGAAGUCUCUUCUUCAGAUCGUAUACGGAUUGCGAAAAGCGCGUGGGCAUCAACGUGGUGGAGCAGUUCGAGAAACCGUUCCGGAGCGACACUCUCCGGCUCAAGCACGGCACUUAUGACAAACUUGAUGACGACGGCAUCAUCGCACCGGGCGUCCGUGUUUCGGGCGAGGAUAUCAUCAUCGGAAAGACGUCGCCAAUCAACCCCGACAACCAAGAGCUUGGCCAGCGAACUCAGGCCCACGUCAAGCGGGAUGCUUCUACCCCUCUCCGUAGUACCGAGAGCGGUAUCAUCGACUCGGUUGUCUUGACCACGAACCAGGACGGCCUCCGGUACGUCAAGGUCCGCGUCCGUACCACCAAGAUCCCCCAAAUCGGCGACAAGUUCGCGUCCCGACACGGUCAGAAGGGUACUAUCGGCGUAACCUUCCGGCAGGAAGACAUGCCCUUCACAAGCGAAGGCAUCGUGCCUGAUAUCAUCAUCAACCCACAUGCCAUCCCGUCUCGUAUGACUAUUGCUCACUUGAUCGAGUGUCUGCUUUCGAAGGUCGCAACUCUCAAGGGCAUGGAGGGCGAUGCCACGCCCUUUACCGAUGUCACCGUCGACUCCGUUUCCGGCUUACUUGCCAACCAUGGUUACCACUCCCGCGGCUUCGAGAUCAUGUACAACGCCCAUACCGGGCGCAAGCUCCGGGCACAGGUCUUCUUUGGCCCGACGUAUUACCAGCGUCUUCGCCACAUGGUGGACGACAAGAUCCAUGCGCGUGCCCGUGGUCCGGUCCAGAUCAUGACACGCCAGCCAGUCGAGGGUCGUGCCAGGGACGGUGGUCUGCGUUUCGGAGAAAUGGAGCGCGAUUGCAUGAUCGCCCACGGUGCGGCAGCCUUCCUGAAGGAGCGUCUGUUUGAGGUGUCGGACGCCUUCAGGGUCCACGUCUGCGAGAUCUGUGGACUUAUGACCCCUAUUGCAAACCUCACGAAGCAGUCCUUCGAGUGCAGGCCAUGCAAGAACAAGACCAAGAUUGCGCAGGUGCACAUUCCGUAUGCUGCCAAACUCCUGUUCCAGGAACUGGCUGCUAUGAAUAUCGCCGCCCGCAUGUUCACCGACCGCUCGGGCGUCUCUAUCCGUUGAUGCUGCGUUUUACACGAUAUACCUGGGAAGGAAUGGAGUCGGGGAGGACUCGGCAAAAACCGAAAAAGAGUGGAUUUGGCAUGUUUUCGAAGGCAAGGGGUUUCUCAUUGCAUAUUCCGAGGCGUUCAGAGUCUUUAGGGUGCUCGUUCGGAAGCGGUCCUUGUUGUUGACAGGGGCUGGUCGGGUCACGGGCUGC